Molecule: messenger RNA, 4090 nt
Organism: Cokeromyces recurvatus
Lineage: Eukaryota; Fungi; Mucoromycota; Mucoromycetes; Mucorales; Mucoraceae
Exons: 8
Coding region: 89-4090 (1333 amino acids)
Cellular component (GO): cytoplasm
Molecular function (GO): glycosyltransferase activity
Source: RefSeq, a predicted model, not a curated record
CUUUCUUCUUUUUUUUUUUGGUUUUCUUUUCCUUACUUUAUAUUACUCUCAUUUUGUUUGUUCGUUUGCUCGUCUUCUCUUGUUUAUCAUGAAGGAGGCUUAUGUGACUUUAGUUGCAACUGACUCUUAUGCUGCAGGAGCACUUGUCUUGUUUCAUAAAUUAAGUGAGCUCGGCUCUAAGAAAGAUCAAGUCUGCUUAAUUACACCUAAUAUAUCACUUUGUGUACAAGACACAUUAAAAAAGGUUUGUACACAAGUCAUCAUGGUAGACUUAUUGCGUUCAACGGAUAAGAAAAAUCUUGAAUUACUCGGUCGUCCUGAACUGGAUAUCACUUUUACUAAAAUACAUCUUUGGCGUUUAACACAAUAUUCAAAACUUGUUUUCUUGGAUGCUGACUGUUUUCCAUUAAAGUCAGAUGUGGAUAAACUCUUUGACCAUCCUUCAUUUUCUGCUGCCCCUGAUGCAGGUUGGCCUGAUUGCUUUAAUUCUGGUGUCUUUGUUACUGUGCCUUCCGAAAAGAUAUAUCAAGACUUAAUUCAACUUGCAUCCGAAAAUGGUUCUUUUGAUGGCGGAGAUCAGGGACUUUUAAACACUUACUUCAGCACUUGGUGUAAUUUACCUUCUCACCGUUUACCAUUCACUUUUAAUACUACACCUACUGCACAAUAUGGUUAUGCACCUGCUCAUAAUCAAUUUGGCCGAAAUAUUUCUAUUUUCCAUUUCAUUGGAGAAAAUAAACCAUGGAAAUAUCAACGAUUCGCCGACGGUAAAGUAUUACCUUUAGGUAAUACAUGGGAAGGUAUUAAAGAGAUGGUUCAAGAAUGGUGGAAUACUUGGGAUAAAUUUUAUGGACGCAUUUCACCUUAUCAUUUAUUAUCUGGUAAAUUCAUUGAAGAGUUUGAUGAUGGAUUUCAAACAUGUCCUAUUGUACCUUUUGAUGAAAACGUGAAAAAUGCUUGGGAAAAUCAAAAUAUUAAAGUAUAUGAUGAACGUAGACAAACUAAACCUAUGCCUCCUAUUUCUCAUAUUACCAUUGGUCAACCUGACUGGUUAAAGGAAGAAUUACUAAGAAGUGAACAGCAAAAGAAGCAAGAAGAGGAGCGAAAACGUGAAGAAGAACGUCAAAAGAGAGAACAAGCAGAGAAAGAAGAACGUCAAAGGAGAGAACAAGCAGAGAAAGAACAACGUCAACGUCAAGAAAGGGAAGAACAUGAUCGCUUACAAAAAGAACAACACACUCAAGAAGAUGUUCCCAACAAAAAUAACCAUUAUAGUAUGAUUGAAUGGGAUCCCGCUCAUCAAGAACCACCCAAGACGGGAAAGUUAAGUGCUAAUAUUCCCGAUUUGUCCAAUUAUACAAACGUGUGGGACCAACCUCUUGACGUCCAACAGAGUCAUACAUGGGUUGCACCUGUACAUCAUCCUGAGCCUGAAAUCUUAUCUAAGCCCGAAUAUUCUAAUUAUCAUCCCGACGAUUAUGCUCCAGAUGCUCAUUAUUCACCUAUUCAUACCAAUUAUCCUUCUCAUCAACAAGAAUAUCCUCAAGAACAACACCACCACUACCAAGAAGAGCAUCAUGAAGAAGAACAUUACCAAGAACAAUAUUAUCAGGAACAACAUCAUCAAGAAGAGCAUCAUCAAGAAGAGCAUCAUCAAGAAGAACAUCAAUCGGAAUUUCAUCAAGAAGAGAAUCAUCAAAAAGAACAUUACCAAGAGGAACAUCGUCAAGAAGAGCAACAUCAUGAAGAACCCAUUUAUUACUCUUCUUUCCCUUGGGAGUCAAAUCCAGAUCAUUUUCCUCCUCCUUCUCGUAUAUGGUUAGAUGAACAACCGCAUCAUGAACCUGAACAUCAUCAUGAACCUGAACAACAUCAUGAACCUGAACAUCAUCAUCAUGAGCCUGAACAUCAUCAUCAUGAGCCUGAACAUCAUCAUUAUGAAUCCAAAUCGAAUGAAGAGCAAUAUAUAGUCGAGUCUAAUUCAAUUCCUCAAGAAGAAAAUAAUCAAACGGAAUCUGUUCGACAACCUGAAAUGGAAAAUCAAAUACGUGAGUUACAAAUAUCUCAUCAAGAGGAGCAAUAUCCUCUUGUAACCGAAUCCAAACACAUAUUAGAAGAGGAUCCAAAUCUAUUUGCUAUUGAUAAAUUGAUGAGCCCCUCUGCACAAACCAAGAUUGAAGAAUUUAUUGCUUCCUUGAUAGAAGAAGAACAGGAUGAUAAUGAUAUCAGUGAUCGUGAUCUAAUUCCGAUCAAUUUUAAGCCUACAAGCCGACUUCACACCGGUAUGUAUACACCUUCACCAGGUAGUAGUCGCCAAGGAAGUCGUUCGAACAGUCGAAGAACAAGUGUGUCCUCUAGUAGACGUAAUUCAGUCUACUAUAGUAGCAAUAAAUCUACUCAACCAGCAGAGGCCCUCUCACCUGAGACGCCCAUCAACAGAACCUAUCCUAUUUUGCCUGAGAAUGAACAACCAAUACAGCAAUCGAAUAUGUUUGCCUCUGCUGAUUCCUCAUCCUCUAUGUAUAAUCGAAAGACACCUUAUACAUCUGCCGCUGUCACACCUGUUGCUCGCGUAUCACCCGAAGAGCGUGACGAUUACAGCCAAUACGAUUACUUUGGCUCCGAUUUGACGACUACGUCAAAUCCCGAUUUUUUAUAUAACCAUCAGUAUUCCUUAGCAGAUUCCCUGGCGGCUUUAGAAUCAAGUUUAACCAAGGAGGAAUGGGAUCCAGAGAGGGCAUUGACAGAACUGAAGGAACAUAGUGAAGGGAUGGUCUUACGUCAAUCUCUCAAGGAUGCACUUGCAACAUCAUCUCAUCCAUUAGAGGAUAAAAAGGGCGUGCAAAAAGAUGACGACGACAUGGAUGCUAUUGACCUCUUGCCUCCUCCUGCUGCUGCUGCUGCUACUGCUCAACAAGCCAAGAAAGAGGGUCAAAAAUCAUCAUCAUCAUGGGAUGAGGAAGAAGUCUGUGAAUCUCCAAACGCUCCUAUCUCAGACGAAUCCUCUCCUCGUACCCCUUUAAUACGUAGCAUGUCGAAUUCGGAUUUGUCCAAGGAGAUUGCUAUAGAAAAGGAAAGAUAUCGUCAGCAAAGAGCUUCAUUGAUGUUGGCUCAACCUCAAGCCGCUGUGGCCUCCAUGUUGGAAGCAGAACUUGAUUUAUCUCGUGGUACUUUAUUUAAACGACGUUAUUAUGAUGACAUUAUUGUGGACCCCGAUUUGGCUGUUGAUGAGAAAGAUAGUCUACUAGUGGAACCUACUUCUACUAUUAACGCUUCGUUGGUAAAGAAGCCAACUGAGUUAACGGCAUCUAAGGUGGCUAUGAGUGGCGAUGAUGAGGAUAAAGAGGAGGAAGAGGAUAUCUUGUUUGUGCCACCUAUUGAUCAAAAUAUUGCCUUUUAUGAUGACUGUGUGAUUAGAGAAUCACAAAGACGUCUUAGGGCUCUGGUCAUUGGCGAAAAUGAUGAUUCUGAAUUAUCAUCAUUAGAUAUAACGAUGCCUCUACCUAUUGCUACAGGUACUCAUCAUACACAAUUGAAUGUGUCAAAGCAACCCCUUCAUAUGUACCAACGUGAUGAAACAAAAAAUGAUCCUCAACCCUUUGGAUUGUCAUGGAAUAGUAGAGCCUACGAAUCAAACUUUGGAUUUGACGAAAAACAUAAACUUCAUAUCUAUCGACCUGAGCUCGUGUUGAGUCAAGAUGCAGCAGCUGAAAUUCAAUCGUUCAAUCCCGAGAUUGAGCUUGUGAAAACAGAGGACCCUAUUACAAAAAGAAAAAAUCGAUUAGCAGCAGCGAAAAAAAUGAAAGAAGAACAGCAAGAAGAAGAGGAUCCAACUGUAGUUUGCUGUAAAGAAAAGGCUCCUGAACAGUCAGCGAUGACAGAGAAAAAAGAAGAAAAGGAUCCGAAUGUAGUUUAUUGUAAAGAAAAGGCUCCUGAACAGUCAGCUGUGAAAGAAGAACAGCAAGAAGAAAAGGAUCCAAAUGUAGUUUGCUGUAAAGAAAAGGCUCCUGAACAGUCAGCGAUGACAGAGAAAAAAGAAGAAGAAGAACCUCAAAAGAAGAUUAAAAAUACUUCAGAUUUAUUAGCAUAG